Molecule: messenger RNA, 315 nt
Organism: Acanthamoeba castellanii str. Neff
Lineage: Eukaryota; Discosea; Longamoebia; Acanthamoebidae
Exons: 4
Coding region: 1-315 (104 amino acids)
Source: RefSeq, a predicted model, not a curated record
AUGAACCAAAUCGACGAGAGCAUGCUGAUUCUGCCCCGCGAAGAAGAUGACGACGAAGAAGAGGCUCACAUGGAGAUGGAUGCAGCACAAGCGCGGCAGGUCGAGGCGCAGGAGGCGCAGGCCAGGGCACAAAUGCAGGCACAGAACCUGGCCAAGCUGUCUCGCCGUCCCGAGGAGGUACUCCGCGACCUUGAGCAAGAGGCCGAGGUGCUCAAGAACCUCCAUCACAAGAUCUCCCAGCAGCUGCACAUGCUCCAGGUCGAGGAGAUCGUGCUGAAGAAACAGGCGGAGCUCAGCAACUUUGCGACCUACUGA